This is a messenger RNA of Galleria mellonella (greater wax moth), 2242 nucleotides long. Its product is annotated as zinc finger protein 99-like. Gene Ontology annotation, molecular function: DNA-binding transcription factor activity, RNA polymerase II-specific; zinc ion binding; RNA polymerase II transcription regulatory region sequence-specific DNA binding. Lineage: Eukaryota; Metazoa; Arthropoda; Insecta; Lepidoptera; Pyralidae. Bases 93 to 1796 code for a protein of 567 amino acids. Gene Ontology annotation, biological process: regulation of transcription by RNA polymerase II. The transcript has 8 exons. Gene Ontology annotation, cellular component: nucleus. The record is from RefSeq and is a predicted model, not a curated record.
CAUCAUUCAAUCAAUUCCAUUUGAAAACUAUUAUAUUUACUUACACUUAUUUAUUGAUAUUCCACUUUAUUCAGUGUUUUUAUCCACUAUUUAUGUCUAAUAUCAACACAAUGAGCCGUAAAGGGCCAGUCUUCGACCCUGGCCUCUGCCGUUGUUGCGGUGGUCUGAAGAAAUGUCGUUUGUUAAAUGUAGAAUACGAAUGGUCGGGACAAAAGGAAGUCUAUUCAGAUAUGUUCGUGGAUUGUUUUGGAUUAUUGCUGUCCCACCUGGAUGGAGAGGCAAUGGACCGUCUCAUAUGUGCUACAUGUGUCACUCGGCUGAGAGAGGCCUGCUCCUUCAGGAAGCAGGUGCUCUGUUGCGAGCAGAAGUUAUUACAGACACAAAUACACAUACAUGGAGAGACAGAAGAGAAAAUCAACACUGAUGCAUUUGUAAAGGUGGAAAUGAAUGAUGUGAACCCUGAACCAAUAGAAGAUAGUGUCAUGGACGACGUAGCUGAUCACAUAGACAAUGACGGAGACAGUGUCAAGAGUGAGCCACAAACAAAACCAAAGAAAUUGACAAAGUUGAAAAAGAAGAAAGAAAAGAAGGGAACAAAGAGGAAAUCCAAAAAGUCCCUCCAGAACGGUGAGGAGCAGCUGGCCAGAGAGGACGUGCUGCAGAAGAUUGCCAAGAUGAGCGAGAAAUUGAGGAAGAUGGCGGAAAUUAACGGUCCGCAGCCAAAACCGAAGCGCACCGUCGACAAUGACCACAAAACCUUCCACAACACCGUGGCGAUCGUGGAGAACUCCUACGUGUGCCCAUUCGACACGUCCUUCAGUGACUACUACUGCGUGUACUGCAGAGAAGUGUUCACCGAUCCCUGCAGGCUGCGGGAGCACACGUCCACCCACGACCCGACCACGUUCAAGACGUCCGUGCCAAACAAAAAGUUGCCUCAACUCGAUAUACACAGGGUCGACUGUCGAUUGUGCAGUGCGCCCAUAGACAAUAUAGAAAACCUCAAAGAGCACCUGUCAGGGAGUCACGGUGUUCAACUGUACCCCAUAAACAAUGAGUUUCUAACGUUCAAAUUGACCGUGAAUAACCUGACGUGUUUAGAAUGUGAGGCUACCUUCAGUUUCUUUCACGCUUUAAGGAAACACAUGGCGGAACAUUUCGGCACGUGCAUAUGCGAUAUCUGUGGCGCACAUUACUUCGAGGAGAGGAUGCUGAUGCUGCACCAGCGGUCGCACCAGCGGGUGGAGGAGAACUACCCGUGCAAGGAGUGCGGGAAGAGUUUCAAGUCGAAACAUAGCCGGUACCUGCAUAUAGCGAGGAUGCACAAGAAGGAGCCGGCCUACCAGUGCAACAAAUGCGACGAAAUACUGUUCUCUUAUUCAUUAAGAUACAGGCACAUGAUCGAAGUACACGGGGAACAGCGUAUGUACCCGUGCGAGCACUGCGACCGCGCAUACGACAGCCGGAAGUCCCUCAGGGAGCACAAUAGGCGGUUCCACCUGAAGAUCUUCAAGCACCAAUGCGAUUUAUGCGAAAAGAGAUUCUACCUGCCGUCCAGACUGAAGGAGCACAUUGCAACGCACACCGGCGAGAGGAACUUCAGGUGUGAAUACUGCGGCAAGAGCUAUCCGAGACUCCGCGGCCUCAAAGUCCACAUGCAGUCUCACAGCUCGGAGAAGAAGUACAAAUGUAUGAUGUGCAACGCUUCGUUCACGCAGAACGUCAACCUGAAGAAUCAUAUGAAGAGGCAGCACCAGAGCCUGGACGCCGAGGAGGGUUACCACGAGGGGGCGUAGCGGGAAUUAUCAAUCAAGAACACACCAGGAGAUAACUCUAACCGCCGCCCAUAGACAACAGAACUACGGACGUUUAGAAAAAGAAUUGUGUAAAUAAAUAUUACAAAUAGUAAUCAGCCAGCAAGAUUUUAUUUUAUGAGUAUUUAUUGUUUAAGAUUUAUUUAUUUUACUCUGUAUGUAUCCAAUUUGUUUUAAUAAAUAUUUCUUCCUCAAACAUUCUUGGAAAUGUGAGCAUUGUUUUGACAAUCUUCUUAGAAAUAAUAUCAAAAUUGCCGUACUGGCCAGAUACAUGCGGGCAGCGGCCGGCAAAAGUUGUAUGAAAAUACAUAUCUGUCGUGUUUUGCGGCCAGAUAAAUUACUAUGUAAACUCAUAUCUGUUCUGUAAUUUAAAAAUGGAAUGUCCUUUUACUUCGAAACAUGGCUGCCAUUAAACUUCAAAAGUAAAA